UGUUAGCACCAUCUUCAUUUCAUAUAUCCAUUUUAAUAUAUAUUUUUUCCAUUCACCUAUUGGAGUAGAAAUUGCUCUAAAAACUUAACUAUCCCCCACCCCACAGACCAACCAAAAGCCCUGUAUGAUUAAGCCAUGGACUUAACCACAAGAAACCCUCAAACCAAAACUCCCGACUCAGAUACUGAUACCGAAACCCCACUUCAGACCCACCUUUCCAGAGCCUUAUCUCUCACUAAUGGCUCCCCCUCAUUUCACCCACCACCGCAAACGGUGGUUUCUUACAAAGAAUGUCUCAAGAACCAUGCUGCUACUCUUGGUGGUUUAGCCUUAGAUGGCUGUGGUGAGUUCAUGCCUAGCCCUUCUGCUUCGCUUUCUGACCCAACUUCCCUCAAAUGUGUUGCUUGUGGUUGUCACCGUAAUUUCCACCGCCGUGACAGCCUUCAACCACCGCCGGUGGUGGCUUUUCACUGGAGUACUUCGAGCCCAAGUCCUGGGCAAACGAGUUCAGGACCGAGUCAUAGUGAUCCAAAUUCGCCGGCUUCACCGAUUCCACAACAGUCUGUUUACCCAUCUGCACCGCAUAUGCUUUUGGCUUUAAGCACGGGUCAUUCUGGACCGUUUGAGGAGAAUCAUCAUCAUCAGAUGAAUCAUCCAACGGUGAUGAACCCACAUGGGAAAAAAAGAGCAAGAACUAAGUUCACUGAGGAACAGAAAGAGAAGAUGCAUCUCUUUGCAGAGAAGUUAGGGUGGAAAAUGAUGAGAGCAAAUGAUGAGAAGAUAGUGGAAGAGUUUUGCAGCGAAGUUGGGGUUAAAAGAAAUGUCUUUAAAGUUUGGAUGCAUAACAACAAGCAUAGGAAAGAGAAGGGUGGUUGUGAUAUUAACAAGAAAAUUGUUAAUUUUAACUGCGACAGUAACUACGGUAGUUACCAGAUUGAGAGCAAAAUUGCUUCUCUUGAUGAUGGGUCUUCUCCUUCUUCAUCUUAAUCGAGAAAGGAACAGAAGCUAGUAAGUAGUAAGCAUGGAGAUUUUUUUUCUUUCUUCCUUUUGUGGUUCUCUUUUUCUUGUUUUUCUGGUAUUUUUGUUUCUUGUUUUCUUGAUUAAUUAGUGAUUAGUGAUCACUAAUUACUGACGAUGAAGGAUCAGACAUUCAGAAUAGAAGCUAGGAUGACAAUUAAGGGAAAAUUAAUUCUCUUGCUGAUCUUUAUUAAUUAUUAACAAUCUGGGUAUCAAAUGUUUAUUUUUCUUUCUUUCUUUCUUUGUAUAAUUAUAAUCAAGAAGUAGAAGAGAUGUCAUUAAUUCA
Molecule: messenger RNA, 1303 nt
Organism: Jatropha curcas
Lineage: Eukaryota; Viridiplantae; Streptophyta; Magnoliopsida; Malpighiales; Euphorbiaceae
Product: zinc-finger homeodomain protein 11
Biological process (GO): regulation of developmental process; regulation of DNA-templated transcription
Cellular component (GO): nucleus
Molecular function (GO): transcription cis-regulatory region binding; DNA-binding transcription factor activity
Source: RefSeq, a predicted model, not a curated record